Salvia miltiorrhiza (redroot sage) is the source of this 396-nucleotide messenger RNA. RefSeq lists its product as uncharacterized. The transcript has a single exon. Lineage: Eukaryota; Viridiplantae; Streptophyta; Magnoliopsida; Lamiales; Lamiaceae. Bases 1 to 396 code for a protein of 131 amino acids. The record is from RefSeq and is a predicted model, not a curated record. Gene Ontology annotation, molecular function: RNA-DNA hybrid ribonuclease activity; nucleic acid binding.
AUGGGCGCUCCGAGCCUAAUUGCUGCUGGUAGUGUGAUCUUUCGGGAUGAAUGGGCGUGGGUUCGUGGAUGUUUUCAUACUCAAGGGGGUAUUGGUUUUGCCUUUGAAGCAAAGUUGUUGGUCAUUAUCACUGCUAUCAACAUUGCUCACGACCGUGGUUGGCUCCAUCUUUGGGUUGAAGCGGAUUCUAUUUACGUGGUUAGGUUACUGGAGACUCGGUCCACUCAUUUUCCUUGGCGUUUUAUUGCGUCUUGGAAUCAUGGUCUUCGUCUCCUUCAAGACUUUCAUUUGAUGGUCACUCACAUCUAUAGGGAGGGUAAUAAGCCUGCGGAUAUUAUGGCGAAUGGCGAGAGACAAGAGGGCUGGUGGCCGUUUGCUAUUGAGGACAUCAAGUAG